ACCAAAACUGCUGGAGUCUAAAAGUGGAGCGUGAAUUUUAUGGAUGGAUUUUUUACACCUAGUUAAAGCAUGUAGUUAUGAAUUAUGGUUGAAAAAUUUAAACAUGUAUCUUUCUUUUCCCAUUAGAUGAAAAUAAUCAUUGCAAUUACACUAUGAAGAGUAAGAAGCCUAUGCAAAGAAUCCAACUUUACCUAUUACAAAUAAGUGCCUCGCUAAUUUAUAGUUUUCACCACACAAGACGAGACUGGAAAGGAUCUUUGGCUAACUUGGUGUUACCUAUUCUCUUUGUUACAAUGGCAAUGGGCAUGUUUAAUUUGAAGCCAUUUUCUUUUGAUCAUCCACCACUUAAACUGUCUUCUGACCUAUAUUCUAAUGAACAAGCUUUAUUUUUCAGCACUGACUCUAGUCAUUCAAACAGCUUUCCUGAAGUAAUAGCAAGACAUUUUGGAAGCCAAAACAGUACAUGCACUUAUACUAGUAUGAAUAUAUCAUGUUUGCAAAGUGUAAAGAAGACUAAUAAAAUGGAACCAUGUGGAUAUUUUAGCAACAAUGAGAAUUAUGUAAGCAAUCAUUCACUAUUUAAAUAUCUUAAUGACAAUUAA
Molecule: messenger RNA, 602 nt
Organism: Rana temporaria (common frog)
Lineage: Eukaryota; Metazoa; Chordata; Amphibia; Anura; Ranidae
Product: ATP-binding cassette sub-family A member 12-like
Exons: 4
Coding region: 153-602 (149 amino acids)
Source: RefSeq, a predicted model, not a curated record